GCUGUGAUGAAAAAUACACCCCCCGCCUCGGUCUCCACAAGUUUCCAUCCUCUAGUGUCCCAAGGCUGCCUAUAAAGAGAGGACACAGCCCGGACCCCAGCAGGAGGCUGCAGCUUCAAGUCUCCGAGUCCAGCUCCACUGGGCCCACCUGACUCUCUUUCAUCGCCCUGCAUCAUGGAGGUCCCCGGGGCCGCCCUGGCUGUCCUGCUGCUCACCGCGGCCCUCUCUGCCCACACCUGCUCUGCCACCCUUGGUGCCAACACCCCGACCGCCUGCUGCUUCUCCUUCGUCUCCCGGCAGAUCCCGCGCAAAUUCGUGGACGACUAUUAUGAGACCAGCAGCCAGUGCUCCAAGCCCGGCAUCAUCUUCAAGACCAAAAGAGGCCGGCAGGUCUGUGCCGACCCCAGUGAGGACUGGGUCCAGGAAUACAUCACCGACCUGGAGCUGAAUCCCUGAGUGGCCUGGGAGCUGCAGGGAAGACGUUCCCUCUAUGGACAGUCGGGGAAGCAGGGCGAUGACCCUGGGACUCCAAAAGGCACCUCUUCUGUGGGUCACACCCCAUCCCCAGCCACUCACUUCACUUUAAUGUCUCCUAUUUAACUUUUGUCAUUUAUUUCCACCGUGGAAGUGUGUGAUGUCAUGAAUAUCUGCUCUGACCCCCUCUUCCCCACCCAUCCCUCCCCCUUCCUCGGUAACUGUCCUCACUCUCAGUACGUGGAUCAAUCAGUGUGAUUGGCGCUCUCCUGGCACCACUCGUAUAUUACAUGCCAAACAACAAAUGCUGGUUGAGUGGUUUUGCCCAGGACUGUGAUUCAAAAUAUUGAACGCUCUUCCAUAAAAGGUAAACCAGC
Messenger RNA from Bubalus bubalis (water buffalo), 851 nucleotides. Its product is annotated as C-C motif chemokine 3. Bases 175 to 456 code for a protein of 93 amino acids. Gene Ontology annotation, biological process: inflammatory response; cellular response to interleukin-1; cellular response to tumor necrosis factor. The record is from RefSeq and is a predicted model, not a curated record. NCBI's taxonomy places the organism in Eukaryota, Metazoa, Chordata, Mammalia, Artiodactyla, Bovidae. Gene Ontology annotation, cellular component: extracellular region. The transcript is spliced from 3 exons. Gene Ontology annotation, molecular function: chemokine activity; CCR chemokine receptor binding.